AUUACCAAUUUCAUUUACCAAGCUCUUAAAAAGGCAAUGAUAAAGCUCAAAACUUUAUGCUACUGACCAUAAUUUUGUACUGUAUGCCUGAUUUCCCUCUUGUUUUUCUCUGUCAUGUAGACAACUCCAGCAGCCAAAAUCUGAGGUUUUACUUUUGUUCACGGAGAUGGCUAAGUCAGUUGAAAAGACUGUAGCUUUAAGAAAAGGUGCAUGGAGUCCUGAAGAAGAUCGGAAAUUGACUGCUUAUAUUAAGAGAUAUGGGAUUUGGAACUGGGCAGAGAUGGCUAAACCAGCAGGAUUACAAAGGUCAGGGAAGAGUUGCAGACUUCGUUGGGUGAAUUACUUAAGGCCAGGAAUUAAACAUGGGAAUUUCAGUAAGGAAGAAGAGCAAACAAUAAUUGAUUUACAUGAAAAGAUUGGAAACAGAUGGUCAGCAAUUGCAUCAGAAUUGACCGGAAGAACUGAUAAUGAGAUUAAAAACCAUUGGCAUGCUCACUUAAGAAAACGUUUUAAGUACGACCUGAAUUUAUUGCCGGAGGUUGAACCUUGCCAGCUAUCCAAAGCUGAAACAGACCUAAAUAGGUCAUUCAGAAUUGAUCUCCCAGCACACAAUGUUCCUAGACCAUCAAUUUUGGAAAGCUUAGGUUCAAUUUCUACCGACAAUUUUCCUUCAUCUAGCUCAAAUCCUCAGUUCGAAAUCGAAGAAAAGCCAAACAUCAAGGGAUCCUUUGGUUCAUUGGACAACUUCAAAGAAUAAUAGGCCAUUGGUUCAUUGUUUUCAGCAGCAACCAGCUCUCAGAUGGUGUUUGUUCAUGUAUAUACCAGGGUAAUUCCUACAAUGAUGUUUGACACGACUAAAUCUCUUUUUCGAUCUCAAAUUUUUAGCUGCUACACUCAUUUGG
Hibiscus syriacus is the source of this 902-nucleotide messenger RNA. Its product is annotated as transcription factor MYB4-like. The record is from RefSeq and is a predicted model, not a curated record. The coding region runs from base 167 to 757 and encodes 196 amino acids. The transcript has 3 exons. NCBI's taxonomy places the organism in Eukaryota, Viridiplantae, Streptophyta, Magnoliopsida, Malvales, Malvaceae.